CAGAACAAAUCAUAUAUUUUGCGGGAUGUACUAUAUAUAUAUGAGGCACGAGACGGCUGCCACAGUUAAAGAAAGCACGGUUCUUCCAAAUUAACGGGAGUAAGAAGAUUUUGCACUUCAUGGCAUAUUAAGCAGCGCAACUGGGAGCGCGUAUUUUUAUGGAUGUACCGCGUGAUAUAACGCUUUCGCCCCUGAGCACGAGAGGCAUUUUCUCACGUCUCUUUCUUGCUGUGUCAGCUGACGGAUUGCACCCAUUUAACCAUUUAUGCAACUAAUGUGAAAAGCAUAACUGGCGCAAGAAGAAGGUAGAGCAAAGAAGGUGAUGCAGAGCCGAUGUGAGAUGUAAGGUGUUACAACUGUGCUCGCGUGGAGGAUCAUCCGCUGCCUAAAAUAAAACACCACAACUGCAGUCCUCCUAGUUGAAGACACUGUAGUGUUACUGCUCCUUCAGUGCCAGGAAAAAAAGAAACCUCGCGAUUGGGAGCAGAAGAAGAUCUGCCAUCAUUAGGAUAAGUCUGUCAACUAAAAGGUCCUAUGAAGAUCGAGACCCCUGUCUUGGCUUUGGCUCGCAGAAAUGCCUAUGCACCCCGUUACCUCCACUUUCAUGUACAGGGGAAUUUGCACUAUUCCAGAUAUCCUUUCCUACCGGACCCCCAUUAACCUGCCGGAGGACGAGGUGGAGGAGAUUCGUGAGGCCUUCAAAGUGUUUGACCGCGAUGGGAACGGUUUCAUCUCCAAGCAGGAGCUGGGCAUUGCCAUGCGGUCCCUGGGCUACAUGCCGAAUGAGGUGGAGCUGGAGGUCAUCAUCCAAAGGCUGGACAUGGACGGAGAUGGUCAGGUGGACUUUGAGGAGUUUGUAACUCUACUUGGACCAAAGCUCUCGGCAGCUGGAAUGCCCGACAAAUUCCACGGAACAGACUUUGACUCCGUUUUCUGGAAGUGCGACAUGCAGAAGCUGACAGUAGAGGAGCUGAAGAGGCUGCUAUAUGACACCUUUUGCGACCACCUGUCCAUGAAGGACAUUGAGAACAUUAUCAUGACCGAGGAGAACCACAUAGAGAACCCAGAGGAGUGUCAGGUGGAUAUCGACACUAGCCCCACGCAGCAGGUCAAGCAGACAUGUGUGCGCAAGAGCUUGAUCUGCGCUUUUGCAAUAGCAUUCAUCAUCAGCGUCAUGCUCAUCGCAGCAAAUCAGGUGUUGCGGAGCGGCAUGAAGUAA
This is a messenger RNA of Scleropages formosus (Asian bonytongue), 1219 nucleotides long. RefSeq names its product calcium binding protein 7a (gene cabp7a). Gene Ontology annotation, cellular component: trans-Golgi network membrane. The coding region runs from base 575 to 1219 and encodes 214 amino acids. The transcript is spliced from 5 exons. The record is from RefSeq and is a predicted model, not a curated record. Gene Ontology annotation, molecular function: calcium ion binding. NCBI's taxonomy places the organism in Eukaryota, Metazoa, Chordata, Actinopteri, Osteoglossiformes, Osteoglossidae.